This is a messenger RNA of Cuscuta epithymum, 753 nucleotides long. NCBI's taxonomy places the organism in Eukaryota, Viridiplantae, Streptophyta, Magnoliopsida, Solanales, Convolvulaceae. The record is from the annotation of a GenBank genome assembly.
CAGUAUUCAUAGGUUGAUUCGUGGAGAAAACAUGGAACUUGGACGAGAUUCUGAUACUGGUGGUCAGGUGAAAUACGUCGUAGAACUUGCCAAGGCACUCUCUAACAUGAAUGGGGUGAAUCGCGUUGAUCUUCUGACUCGGCAAAUAACUUGUCCAGAGGUUGACUCUAGCUAUGGUGAGCCAACAGAGAUGUUGUCCUUCCCAUCUCAUGAUGGUUUUGGAAAUUGUGGUGCCUAUAUAAUCCGAAUCCCCUGUGGGCCACGCGAUAAAUACAUACCAAAAGAAUCGCUCUGGCCAUAUAUACCAGAGUUCACAGAUGGGGCUUUGGGUCACAUAGUCAAUAUGUCAAGAGCUUUAGCAGCAGAACAAGGAAAUGAAGGGAAACCUGUGUGGCCUUAUGUUAUCCAUGGACAUUACGCUGAUGCAGGAGAGGUAGCAGCACGCAUAUCAGGAACCUUAAAUGUACCUAUGGUAUUUACAGGUCACUCACUGGGCAGAAACAAGUUUGAGCAAUUGCUUAAACAGGGGAUGCUCACAGAGGAUAUAAAUGCCACAUAUAAAAUUAUAAGAAGGAUUGAAGCUGAGGAGUUGGCACUGGAUUCUGCAGAAAUGGUGGUCACCAGCACAAGGCAGGAGAUUGAAGAGCAAUGGGGUUUGUAUGAUGGUUUUGACGUACAAUUGGAGAGGAAGCUUAGGAUUAGGAGACAGAGGGGAGUUAGUUGCCUUGGGCGAUACAUGCCUAGGAUGGUGGU